Anopheles coustani is the source of this 770-nucleotide messenger RNA. RefSeq names its product biogenesis of lysosome-related organelles complex 1 subunit 1 (gene Blos1). Gene Ontology annotation, cellular component: BLOC-1 complex. The transcript has 4 exons. The coding region runs from base 83 to 451 and encodes 122 amino acids. Gene Ontology annotation, biological process: endosomal transport. The record is from RefSeq and is a predicted model, not a curated record. NCBI's taxonomy places the organism in Eukaryota, Metazoa, Arthropoda, Insecta, Diptera, Culicidae.
UCACUCGAGGUUGUGCAAAGUGCAGAACGCCUAGAGAAAACACUAUUUUGCCUAGUAAAUUGGUACGAUAGGUUCAGACAAGAUGCUCUCGGCCAUGAUAAAAGAUCAUCAGGCUAAACAAGCCGCCAAGAAAGAGGAACAAGAACGUCGCAGGAAGGAAGCAAUUAUGUCCGCGAAUGAGCUCACUCAAAAUCUUGUAGACCAUCUCAACGUGGGUGUUGCCCAAGCCUAUUUGAAUCAGAAGCGACUGGAUGCUGAAGCCAAACAACUGCACGUAGGAGCAACUAAUUUCGCAAAGCAGACGUCCCAGUGGCUUGCGUUGAUUGAGAAUUUCAAUGGUUCAUUGAAAGAAAUCGGUGAUGUAGAGAAUUGGGCCAAGACAAUCGAGAACGAUAUGAAUGUCAUAACAACUGCGCUAGAAAUAGCUUACAAAACGAGCAGAGAAAAGUAGAUUGAUUCAUCUCUCGAUAGCUGUACAUUUUAGUUUUAUAAGUUUUUUUAUUCUUCAUUCAUUUUUGCCAAUGCGUUCGAUUUUGUGUAAAUCACAUGCGUUAUGUUAACAAUGAUUGUGCAUAAUGCAGUGUAGGUAGUUUUGUACUGCGUCUAUUGUUCGUACAAGUGGUUGAAACACAUUCCGUUUCGUUUGUUCCCGAAUGUAGAAAAGCAAGUUUUUUUUGAAAGAUGUAACAUGACCGUCAUCCUCCAUUGUCAGAAUAUAAAUUUAAGGUUAAUGUGUAAAGUCUUAAAACUUGAAUAAUAUUUGAACUUGU